CUUUAUGCAACUUGAUUGAAUAAUUCCACAUCUGCUUUGAAGCCCCGAGCUUCUGAUGGUUCCUCGCCACGCCAAGCAGUGGAAGAUGCCAAGCUUCAAAGUCACGUGCCACCACCGGGCGAGAGCUACGUGAGUGAUGCGUCUAUCGUUGUUGCUGGCGAAGCUCUGGACAGACAAGGCUCUCGAAACUCCUCAACCACAACCAUCAUUUCGCCCGUUUUUCCAUCUCCCAUAUACUCACAGACCUCCACUUUUUUCUACUUCUCAUUUUACGCCACCCGCAAUGGGAGACGUCGCCGUGGAGAACCCGGCGAGCGCCCUCUCGUCUCACACGAAGGCAGCUCCCUUGGACACGAUUCCCAACAUAGAUUCGCUCGAAGGUACAGGGGCUGACGACGGUGAUGAAUAUGCUACCUUGAAGAAACUGCAAAGGCACCUGGAAUACAUCAAACUCCAAGAGGAAUACAUCAAGGAUGAGCAAAGGAGUUUAAAGAGGGAGCUGGUUCGUGCACAGGAAGAAAUCAAGCGGAUACAGAGUGUACCCUUGGUCAUUGGCCAGUUCAUGGAAGCGAUCGAUCAGAACACCGGUAUCGUACAAUCGUCGACCGGCUCGAAUUAUGUCGUCCGCAUCCUCUCCACCCUUGACCGCGAAAAGCUGAAACCGUCAUCCUCCGUCGCACUGCAUCGCCAUUCUAAUGCUCUUGUCGACAUCCUUCCUCCGGAGGCCGACUCCUCUAUUGCCAUGCUAGGCGAGAAUGAGAAGCCGGAUGUUACAUACGCAGAUGUUGGUGGUCUUGAUAUGCAGAAGCAGGAGAUCAGAGAGGCCGUCGAGCUUCCUCUGACGCAUUUUGACCUCUACAAGCAAAUCGGUAUCGACCCCCCUCGCGGUGUUCUCUUGUACGGCCCUCCAGGUACCGGAAAAACUAUGUUGGUCAAGGCGGUUGCGAAUAGUACCACCGCCAGCUUUAUUCGAGUGAACGGUUCAGAAUUCGUGCAAAAGUAUCUCGGAGAGGGACCGCGUAUGGUCCGCGAUGUCUUCCGGAUGGCUCGAGAAAACUCACCAGCAAUCAUUUUCAUUGAUGAAAUCGAUGCCAUUGCCACAAAGCGUUUCGAUGCACAGACCGGCGCAGACCGUGAGGUUCAGCGUAUUCUGCUGGAACUUUUGAACCAAAUGGACGGCUUCGAGCAGUCAAGCAACGUGAAGGUCAUCAUGGCCACCAACCGAGCGGAUACCCUCGAUCCAGCCUUGCUGCGACCUGGUCGUUUGGAUCGAAAGAUUGAAUUCCCGUCUCUGCGCGAUAGGCGUGAGCGACGACUUAUUUUCUCCACGAUCGCCUCAAAGAUGUCCUUGUCUCCCGAGGUGGAUCUGGAUUCUCUCAUUGUCCGAAAUGAGCCGCUGUCCGGUGCCGUUAUUGCUGCAAUCAUGCAAGAAGCUGGUCUCCGCGCAGUUCGCAAGAACCGAUACAACAUCAUCCAGUCUGACCUUGAGGAUGCUUACUCUACUCAAGUUAAGACCGGACAGGAAGCUGACAGACUCGAAUUCUACCGGUAAACUGAGAGUCGUUUUUGAUCAUGUGGUGGUGGUCCUGGCUGUGCAUAGCAAGAAGGUAGAAAUAAACUGUAUCACCAAGAUCCUUGGCUAGCAUAUAUGUAGUCUUAUAGUUGCAACUGAGCGGCGGCGUAAGAUGGUAAAGAUGGUUGCCUACGCGAUAAUACGAAAUAACACUCUAGUUCCCUGAAUCCCGAAAGGCC
Aspergillus versicolor CBS 583.65 is the source of this 1752-nucleotide messenger RNA. It is a transcript of the gene rpt3, whose product is annotated as proteasome regulatory particle base subunit RPT3. Gene Ontology annotation, cellular component: proteasome regulatory particle, base subcomplex. Lineage: Eukaryota; Fungi; Ascomycota; Eurotiomycetes; Eurotiales; Aspergillaceae. Gene Ontology annotation, molecular function: proteasome-activating activity; ATP binding; ATP hydrolysis activity. The record is from RefSeq and is a predicted model, not a curated record. Bases 137 to 1552 code for a protein of 471 amino acids. Gene Ontology annotation, biological process: proteasome-mediated ubiquitin-dependent protein catabolic process. The transcript has 6 exons.